Messenger RNA from Oikopleura dioica, 801 nucleotides. Lineage: Eukaryota; Metazoa; Chordata; Appendicularia; Copelata; Oikopleuridae. The record is from the annotation of a GenBank genome assembly.
AUGGCUUCAGAAAGAAGGCAGAAAGAACUGACAUUGACGUUGAUCCGGGUUCUCGGGUGCUCGAUCUCGCUCUUGCUCGAGCUCUAUAAGCGGCGCUACUGCGCAAUCGCUCCUGAUUCUGUAAGCUAUAAAUACUGGAUUUCUCCUCCUUUGACCGUCACGAGCAGCACUUCGAAGCAAGUGGAAGAUCGGAUCUCUACGUCGCCUUCAAACAAAUCUUCAUUCUACCAAUUUUUCAAAAAAGAAAAAGAGGAUGGGAGGAGCGAGGAGCUUUUUCUCCUGCCGAUUUUCCUUGUUGUCGCCAAAGCCGGGAAGCCGAGACUUGUACUCAAGCUCACCGACAGCAGCUGCAUGAAGGGAAACUCCACUGCCUAUGGGCUCAGACGGGGAGAGUACCUCGCCCUCACAAGCAUCGACGAACCGCGGAAAUUCCACCGAAAGUACGUCUUUCCAUUUGCAGACAAAACGACGAUGAGAUUCUUACAACCCCAUUCCAUCAAAUAUCCCAAUGGGAGAAGUAGAAUGAUCGACAUUGAAGGAAUAAAAGAUGUAUUCGAGAAGGGAAUAUCUUUAAAUGAUAACAAACAAAUUUUCAAGUUCGAAUUCGCCAUUGAUAAUUCAAGAAAAAAGACAUAUUAUUUUGACUGGGCGCAAGCUGAAAUCAAGUACAACGACGACAAUACGGUCGUGAAAAAACCCGUGAAAUCCGACUGCCCUCCUCCUUUAUUGAUGAACGAAGAUUGCAAGUGUGUUUGUCCAAAGGGAUAUGUGAGCAAAGAGUGCGCGAAAUUGGACAAGUAA